AUGACCACUGCUACAAUGGAAAAUAAUGUUGGUGGAGUAGUACCUGGUAAAUGGAAAGGCGGUACAGUGACCACAGCAGUGGCAGUUGAUGCAAGUCCAGUUGCCGCAGUGAGGGUAUUGAAAGCACAGCUUCAAGUUCAAUGGGGCUACCAAGAGUAA
Messenger RNA from Sclerotinia sclerotiorum 1980 UF-70, 159 nucleotides. RefSeq lists its product with no specific name. Lineage: Eukaryota; Fungi; Ascomycota; Leotiomycetes; Helotiales; Sclerotiniaceae. The transcript has 2 exons. The record is from RefSeq and is a predicted model, not a curated record. Bases 1 to 159 code for a protein of 52 amino acids.